AUGGCCUCUCCCUCUCCGUCGUUGGCGACUGGGGAGGAGAGAGAGCCACAUAUUUUCUCUUCAUUCGUUUCAAGCCUUCCACCCGAAGCCUCUCUUCCCCCGCCACCUCCACCUCCCACCGCCGUCGCCACCCCCGAGGAGGAGGCCAAGGCCAAAGAGCCAUCUGCCCCUGCUUCGGCCAAGCAAGAGUUGGAGGAGCCUCCAAAGGCAGUAGAAGCAAAGGAGGAGCUCUUGAAGCUAGCAGAACCGGAGGAACCCCUAAAGAUGACAGUGGUCGAGGAGAAGGCUUCUCCGCCGCCACCAAUGGAGGAGAAGGCCAUCGUGGUGGAUGAGGACAGGGCCAAGAUAGUGGAGGUGAUCAAGGAGACCAUGGUCCCCGUUGCUCCGUCGGCCAUAGAGGAGGUGACUCCGACAGCGUUGGCUGCAGAGCCAGAAAAGGAGGCCUCUGGUGAAGCGCCGACGGUCGUGGUGGCACCAGAGGAUGUGUUCGCCUCCAAAGGCAGUAGAAGUAAAGAAAGAGCCCCUAAAGCCAGUAGAAUCGGAGGAACCCCCAAAAAUGAUGGUGGUCAAGGAGAAGGCUUCUUCGUCGCCACCAACGAAGGAGAAGGCCGUCAUGGUGGAUGA
Elaeis guineensis (African oil palm) is the source of this 624-nucleotide messenger RNA. NCBI's taxonomy places the organism in Eukaryota, Viridiplantae, Streptophyta, Magnoliopsida, Arecales, Arecaceae. The record is from RefSeq and is a predicted model, not a curated record.